AUGUUCGCACCCAGCGCACCCAGCGUACCCGGCCCUCCAGCAGACGAGUCGGGAUACAAGCCCGACGAGUAUGUGGAGGCGCCGACCAACACCAAGUCAGCGGGCAAGCUGAAUGCGCAGACUCGUAAAUGGAAGCCAGCACGAGCCUAUACGACGGCUCGGAUGGCGGCAGAUUCGCACAUUUCUUCAGACUUGUCCUCCAGGAUUUCGCGGCGUGGGCCGGGGCCCGGGGACGAACACAACUCGCUGAUCGGGGAUCUUGCGUGCGCCUGGCAUAUGCGCACGGCUUAUCGCACGCUCAGCAGCGUCUCGCGCACAGUCACCGACCUCGUGGACUGCAACGCGCAUGGGCUGCGCCUCCUCGAGGCCAUGAAUAGGAUGCAUAACCCGCUCGGGAGCGUCAGCGGCGGCGAGGUCGAUACGCAAGGUGCAGCAGAUCACGCCUGUGCUUGCAGCGCUCUCGCAGCGGAGCACCGAGCCCAGGUUCCCUUUGGAGAGCUAAUCGGGAGCAUGGUCGGUUAUGCAUGGACAGCAGACGCGGCAAGGGCGUGGCUGGCAUAUGGGUAA
Coniophora puteana RWD-64-598 SS2 is the source of this 567-nucleotide messenger RNA. RefSeq lists its product as uncharacterized. The transcript is spliced from 4 exons. Lineage: Eukaryota; Fungi; Basidiomycota; Agaricomycetes; Boletales; Coniophoraceae. The record is from RefSeq and is a predicted model, not a curated record. Bases 1 to 567 code for a protein of 188 amino acids.